AUGACAAUGCAGGAUCUUCGUGCCCUUAAAAUGGCAGUACACGAAGAUAAUCGCUGCAGCGUGGUUUUGAACGACCAUAAGAAGAGCAAGGUGGCAUUCUUUUCAGAGACCACAAAAUGGGAUAAUGUAGUGUUCAAGAGGAAGAUAACCAUUAAACUGCAGCCAGUUUCCCCAUGUGUUGAGCUCACCUUCUUUACAGAUGAUGACUUUGAUCAGUUUGAUAAGCCUGGUGCAGAAAGGUCUUGGAGAAGAAGAGCUGGAGAUGACGACUGGGACAGUGAACUUGAUGAUGACUUGCUUGGAGAGGAUUUGCUAACUGGCAAAAAGAAUCAGUCAGACUUGUCAGAUGAAGAGCUGAAUGAUGAUCUUCUGCAAAGUGACAAUGAAGAGGAGCAAGAAUUCCGUUCUCAAGGUGUCACAGUUAGCCUCAAUGCUACGUCUGGCAUGCUUACAUCAUACGAACUCUCUGAGACCAUCAAUGAUCAAUCGAUAGAACAUGAGUCUGAGUAUGACCAAGGGGAAGAUGAAAUUGGUUAUGACAGAUCUGAAGCACCUGAAGUAUAUGCUUCAGAUUAUGCAGAGGAAGGACAUUAUGAAGGCAAUGAUCCUGAACUGACAGAAGACCAAAUAGAAUAUGGGGAAGAGCCUGGAGAAGAAGAUGAAGUGCUAGACCUUGAAAUCAAUGAACCCCUAGAUGAAUUUCCAGAUGAAGAUUACAUGCAAUCAUAUAAUGAGCAAGGAAUGGAAGAACAAGAAGAAUAUACAGCUGAUGAGGAGCUGGAAGAAUCCCAGACAAUAACAAAUGAAUCAGAAGAGGCAGCUAUUGAAUCUCUGGAACUUCAAGAAGAAAGAAAAGAAGAAUCUGAUGAAGAGGAGGAUGAUGAUGAAGAAUCUGGACGAUUACGUUUCAAAACUGAACGGAAAGAAGGAACGAUAAUUAGGCUCUCAGAUGUGACAAGAGAAAGAAGAAACAUUCCAGAAACUUUGGAACUUUCUGCAGAAGCCAAAGCAGCGUUACUUGAAUUUGAAGAGCGGGAAAGGCAGCUUAAACAGGGACGGUAUGGCUCAAGGAGAGGAGGGCGAAGAGGAGGCUCGGUUAUGUGCCACGGAAUGGGAGAACAAAGGAGAGACAAUAAUGAUAGGGGAAGAAUGAAGGAUCACAGGCCUGCACUGCUGCCAAACCAGCCGUCAGCAAUGACUCAUUCACAGAGGUUAAUUCCAACACACCAGCAACCUGUUAGGAGUCUGUUCCAGCAGCAGCAGCACCACCAGCAGCAGCCGCACCACCAACAGCAGCAACAACAGCAGCAGCAACAACAGCAGCAGCAGCAGCAGCAACAGUUACACUCUCUGCUUCCUUUACAGCAUCAGCAUCAUUCUUCUCCUCCUCCAGGGCUACAUAUGCCCCCUCAGAUAGAAACGCCUAGAAUAAUGAUGACUCCACCUCCAGUGACACCUCAGCAACCGAAGAACAUACACAUAAAUCCACAUUUCAAGGGGACAGUAGUGACGCCUGUACAAGUGCCCUUGCUGCCAGUUCCAGCCCAGCCAAGACCUGCUGUAGGACCCCAGAGAUUUCCUGGCCCUCCAGACUUCCAGCAGCAUACGCCUGGACCAGUUCCUACCAACUUCUCCCAAGCCCCAAGGCUGCCAAUCCAGGACCAGUGGAGAGGGCCACCACCACCGCCACCACCGCUCCCCCCUCCACCUCCUCAGGACAGAGAUCCUUUCUUCAUAGCAGAUCCAAGGUUUCCAAGCCAUCACUUGUUUGAGCAGCGGAGCCCCCCACCGCCGCCACCUCCACCGCUUCUUAAUAGCGCACACCCUGUCCCUACCCAAAGUCCGAUGCCGUUCAGCCAGCCUGGGCCGGCGUUUAAUCAGCAGGGACAGCAACCAGUGUUCCCCAGGGAGCGCCCAGUACGGCCGAACAUGCAGCCUCAAGGUCCCGUGGGGAUUCUCCACUUCAACCAGCCGGGCUCAGCAAACCCACGGCCGUUCAUCCCUCCGAGGCAGCAGUUCCUGCAGGCUCCGGGACAGCCCUUCCUCGCCGCACACACGCAGCCCAGCAUGCAGGGCCCCUUGCAUCCUCCAUUACAGCCUCAGCCACAACCUCAGCCUCAGCAGCACCAUCACCAGCAACAGCAGCAGCACCAUCACCAGCAGCAGCAGCAGCAACACCAUCAUCAUCUCCAAGGUCCACCACAGCCCUUGAUGCCCAUGAACCAGCCACAGUUCAGGCCUCAUAUGCAGGCCACGCAGCAGCAGCCAAAUAACAACAGGAUGCAGUGUCAGCCACGACAGGGUCCAAUGAAGCCAAGACAUAAUACACCAUCACAAAAUAUUGUCAAGCGUCCAAAUCAGCAGCUACAGUCAACUGCUCCAAGAAAUAGUAACUUGCGUGAGUUGCCAAUAGCGCCAUCGCAUGCUAUGGAAAUGAGCAACAACAGGCGAACCUCUACCCCCGCUGCUCAGGUCAAACCCAUUACCAGCACGAUGUCUGCCACCAAGCCUGUAGCUGGUGUUGGAAACUCACAGGGAAGGCCUGAGAUGAAAGCUAAAGCAAUCACACCAGUGGGCCAAGCAAAAUCAGAAGUAAAAUCUGAACCAGAGUAUCCAGAUGAAGAUGAAGAAACUAGAUUGUAUCGUUUGAAAAUAGAAGAGCAGAAGCGUCUAAGAGAAGAAAUUCUGAAGCAAAAGGAGCUGCGACGGCAGCAGCAGGCUGGUGCUAGAAAGAGGGAAUUGCUUGAAAGACUUGCGCAGCAGCAGCAGCAGCAACCUUCUACACAACAGUCCUACAUGCAGCAGGAGGACGACUCCUCCGAGUUCCCCACGAACGGCAGCCCUUACAUACCCCACUCUGGCUUACAGACCAGGCAAAAUGUGAAAAACAGACUCCUUGUUAAAAAGCAAGAUAUGGUAGUUCCAAAUAUCCAACCCAAACCCACAGAUUUCCCACAGGUCGGGGCGAAUAUGCAGUAUCAAGGACAGCAGAUGAAGCCAGUGAAGCAGCUGAGGCAGACUAGGACAGUACCUCCGAGUCAGCCUCAGGCGCCGCAGAAAGUAUUACAGACAAAACCUGUCGCAGCAUCGCCGCCCGCGACACAGGCUGCUCGAGUGGCUUCGGCACAAGCAAGGCCCCAGGAACUGAAACCUGGCGUGAAAAGGACUGUCAUGCAGCGGACAAACAGUGGUAGUGGAGAUGGGCCCCAUGUCGGCAGCAAAGUCAGGGUGAUUAAGUUGUCAGGAGGGCAGGGGGGAGAGGAUGCUGGCUUUUUUCACCCAGAGGGCCAGCCCCAGUGGCCUCAACAACCCCCGGAGCCGAAACAGCAGCCAGUGCGGAAGGUCACAUUGACAAAGGGAAUGCAACAGCAGCAGCACCAACAGCAGCAGCAGGCACAGAUCCAUUCACCAGCUCCUCAAGGAGUCAAAAACAUCCAGGGAAUCCAUCAACCUAAAAAGGUCAUUAUGCACGGGAGAGGCAGAGGAGUAGCAGGCCAGAUGGGCCGAGGACGCUUGAUGCCAAAUAAACAGAACCUGCGAGUGGUGGAGUGCAAACCUCAGCCCUGUAUUGUGUCAGUUGAAGGGCUUUCUUCAUCAACUACUGAUGUCCAACUGAAAAACCUGCUGAUGUCAGUGGGACCCAUUCAGAGUUUACAGAUGCUUCCUCAACAACGGAAAGCCAUAGCAAAAUUUAAGGAGCCAGCGCAUGCUUUAGCAUUUCAACAGAAAUUCCACAGGCACAUGAUAGAUCUGUCCCACAUAAACGUGGCACUGAUAGUUGAGUGAUGUCUGCUGAGAGAAACCCUGACACUAACACAAGCGUGCUGUGGAGCUACGCAAGACGCAGUGGCAAAACCAUCGGGUUGUGAAACCUUUCAUCUUAGUCUUUAAUUGCUAUGUUGAACUACCGAAAGCAGCGAGAUGUCCUCCACAAGAGGUGAACUUGAGAGGAUCUGCAAAGGUGGAAUUUCUGUUCGGUUUGUUCACGUUCUGUUGUAACCACGUGGAACUACAGAUUUUUUUCAAAAUGCUUUCAAUGCAUGGAGACACUGUUCUUCAAGAUCCUACUGUGUGAGCACAGUGACUUGAGAGAGAACGUUUACAUCGAAAGAUUUAAAAACUUUCUUCAUAGCAAAGAAUAUUUGAUAAUGGUUGCUCUUAUCUUCAGUGCCAGGUAUUUGAACGAAAACUUACUUUUCUAAACAAAACACGUUAGUUAACGUUGUAUAUCUGAGAGCACAGAAGGUAUUCUUGCAUAGAUUUAAUCGUGGUGUACUUCACUGAAUAGCAGUAUGCUGAGAACCUUUGAAGGUGACACUGGAAAAUUGUAGCUUCGAUCUUUGUACAUAAGUUAAGUCUGUCUUUGCAUUUUUCUAUUCCAACGCAGACUUCUAUCUUCUCCUUCCAACUCCACUUAUUCCAUAAAACCCUGUGUAGGAAUAACAUUGUUGUAUUUUCCCUUGGUUUUUAAAAACAAGGAUUUUUGCCCUUCAGUAGCAUCGUGGGGUAGUGAACUCCAAGUUGUAACUAGGUUGUUUUAAAUGACUUUGCCAGAUACAAGGAAAAAGAAAUAUUUGGUGGCUCACUUCAAAAAUGUUACACAGGAAGAGUGGUGCAUUCCUAAUAGUUCUUUUGGGCUAGUGUUUCAUGAUUGCCUUAUGCUUUAUUUUGAUUAGGUUUUUUUCUUUGAGAUUUAUUUUGUGACUAAUGCUGAACCAUGAGAAACCCAUAACUGAAAGGUCUUGGUUUGAUGUGUUGUUCCCAAUAAAUACAGAACUAUAAGGACAUUGUGAAUCUGCUGGUGAACGUGGCAGUUCCCAAAAAUUACGUGCAAACAUUAAGGAGCUUCUAUUUUAUUCAAAGUAAAAUCCAUAAUAUUUCCUUUUGGUUGGAACCAUCUAGAUGGUGUUGCCAAAGGAACAAUUUUUUUCAGUUACUUCUGAAUAAACAUAUUAAAAUGUCUUCUUUAUAUUGGAUUCCAGUUUUUAUGAACAUUUCCUUAGUGUUUAGACUGUGAGCUUUUGCUUCAUCCUUUAUUUUAAGAGUAUGCUUAAGCACUCCACUUACAAUUUGAAUGGGGGGGGACUUACAGAAACCAUAUAGGUUUGUUACCCGAGUGACCGCAGAAGAACACUAUUGGUAUGUAAUGCAACAGCCGCGAAUGGGGUCCAAAAUAGGCAUGCCAAGCGUGGAAGGAUGAACUAAGCAAGCUUAUAGUAGCGUAGAUUUUAUUUUUUUGAAGAUUUAAUGGUAACCAAGUCACAAAGACCUAAUUGGCUUUCUUAUAAUGUUGGUCCAGAUUUUCAAUUAAGUAGAAGUUACUAAAAGUAAUGAUUGAAAAAUAAAUACUGUCAAAAGUCUUCUAGAUAAGACAGCUCUUUAUUCAUUGAAAUAAUACAGAAUAAUGUGGUACUUUGGAAAUACUGCAUCGGGAAAAAAAACUCUAAGCCCGUUUACAAUUUAGCGAUGAGAUGCAGUAACAUCAGGAGAAUUUUUGUGUGGAAGUGAGUUUUACACCCGUCUGUAUAGUUCCCCAUUUAUGCAUAAUAAUUCAUAACAUCAGCACAAUUGCUAUACAUCAAGUGCUGUUAGUGCUUCAGGGUGUCCAGGACAGAGAAUGAGCUGCAGGUAGGAAGUGCCCGGUGGGAGCCGACCCUGAAGACUCAGGCGAGCUGAUGGUGGUGAGUGGCUCUGCCACGUGCUGCUUAACUCCUCACACCGAGAACGCUAGGACCCCUAUGCUGCCUCCUCAGGUUAUGUAAUUUUUAUUUUUAAGAAGUAAAUGCUUAUCUCUAAACCAAGUCAUUAAACAGUUAUUCAUCCCACAGUUAGGGAGCAGCUUCUCUGUCAUGAGAAGGUUGGGAAGACAUCUCGGAGUGGAGCGAUAAUAGUGCGUGCCUGGAAAUCUGGGUUAGAUGCAAAUGCCAGACAGGCCAGCAGCUGAGUUCAGCAGUAGGAACAUCUGCAGUUGAUCAGCUGUCCUGUCAGAAGCAAACGUUAUUGGGGUUAGAGGGUUUCUUGGAGCCUAAGAAUAUGGGUUUGAUUCAAAAGUCAAAGUAGUUUGUAGAAACGCUCCUGCUUUGGGUUUUGAAUCCAUCCCAAAGAGGCUGAGGUUCAGCCAACUUAAGUUUUAACAAUUUUUAUUCAGUUGGGUUUUUAAAAAAAAUUUUUUUUUCAGACAAAUAUGUGGCUUUGGAAUAAAGACAUGAAAUCGCCUCAGAUCUGUUUAAAUGUAGGAGGCAACGUAAGCAAUGCCUGUUUAAUGACUAGAUGCAUCCUCUUUAAAAGCGGUUGCAGUAGAUUAUUGCUUGUGCAUAGGCAGAGUUCGGGCAGAUCGCUGGUGGUGAUUUUAGCUGCUUAUUGCAGUACCUGGGUAUCUUACUACAUGUAAACUUACUAUAUGUAUGUAUGUCUAUAUGCAUUUUAUUAUAUACAUACAUACAUACAUACUCGCACCCUGUGUUGUCACCAUAUCUCUCUAAUAUCUUAAAGAACUCAGUAGCAACAGUAGCAAUUAGGUGAGUCAUUUGUUAAAAUGUUUGUGUUUUGUUAGUUCUCAAAUCCUAACUUAAAAGUGAAUCUCUUGGCAAUGAUCAGUUUGGACGAUAGAGCUCUUUUAGAUCCAUUUACUGUCUCCUCCCAAAAUACCCCAAAGGAAGUAGAGGUAAAGCUAGACAGACGUGUUCUUGCCAUGUUCUCUUUCAGCACAUAGUUAAAUCUGAGCAUCUUAAGUUAACUUUCUUGGAAGAUCUGUUGCAACCAUUAUCUUGUUCUUUCUUUAUCAUGCAUUCAAAAUACGAUGCAAAAAAAAAAAAAAAGGCAUUUAAUGUAGUAUGUAAAUAUUGACCUUUUAAAAUUAAAAUGUUACUCAAAAUGCUUACAGUCAACCACAUCUUAGCUAUUUGUUAGUUUUUUGUGUUGUCUUAUCUAAGUUUAAUGGAUACAGUUCCAUAAAUGUUGAUGUGUUUUUGUGUAUAUCUUCAAAUUUUUAUAAAGAUGCUAGUAAGUCAAUACAUAUAUCCUGAUCUGUGUAUUAUUUGUUCACAGUUUUUAUUAGCAUAAUUUUAUAAUGAUUUUAAUAGGCAUCUCCAGUAGGUGAUUAUAUGGAGACAGCUCUUUUUUUUUUUUUUCCCAAAUUAUUUUGUUUUCAUCUUGUAGCACUGAAGAAUUCGCUUUAUAACUAAUCCUACUUUGCCUUGAUAAAAGAUUGGAUUGGCCAUAUGAUCUGUGGUAUUUUAGUAAAAUGUUCUACUUUUUUUUUUUUUU
Egretta garzetta (little egret) is the source of this 7266-nucleotide messenger RNA. It is a transcript of the gene RBM33, whose product is annotated as RNA binding motif protein 33. Lineage: Eukaryota; Metazoa; Chordata; Aves; Pelecaniformes; Ardeidae. The coding region runs from base 1 to 3786 and encodes 1261 amino acids. The transcript is spliced from 20 exons. Gene Ontology annotation, molecular function: RNA binding. The record is from RefSeq and is a predicted model, not a curated record.